AUGAAGGGAGAGGAAGAUGUGAUAGGAGGUGGUGGGAUAUUCUUCAACACAUUACAAAAGAACACACACCCCAUCUCCAUCUCCAACUCCAACUCUAAAAACAAAACCUCCGCCCUAGCCACGCACCUCCAAAACCAAUUCAACUCCUUCCUCACCUCCUGGACCAGUCCAACAAAACACCUCUACCUCUCAGGCCUGUACACACACCCCUCCUUCCAACGACGGGGCAUCGGGACCGCGGUUCUCAAUUAUGGCCAUGAGAAAGCCGAUCGCGAAAGCGUCCCAAAUUUUCUCAUUGCGAGCGCGAUGGAACGACCGUUGUACACGCAUAAGAGGUGGAAGGAGGUUGGGGGCGUGAGUGUGGAUUUGAAGGAUUGGGUUGAGGGUGCGGAGGGGGGAGAUGCUGGGUGGGGUGUUUAUAGGUAUGCGUUUAUUGUUAGGAUGCCUAGGACGGGUGCUAAAGGGAAUAUUGGAGAUGAGGAGGUGAGGGGCUGA
Molecule: messenger RNA, 495 nt
Organism: Hymenoscyphus albidus
Lineage: Eukaryota; Fungi; Ascomycota; Leotiomycetes; Helotiales; Helotiaceae
Source: the annotation of a GenBank genome assembly